This is a messenger RNA of Vicia villosa (hairy vetch), 865 nucleotides long. Its product is annotated as RNA-binding protein CP31B, chloroplastic-like. Lineage: Eukaryota; Viridiplantae; Streptophyta; Magnoliopsida; Fabales; Fabaceae. Bases 101 to 649 code for a protein of 182 amino acids. The record is from RefSeq and is a predicted model, not a curated record. Gene Ontology annotation, cellular component: cytosol. Gene Ontology annotation, molecular function: mRNA binding. The transcript has 4 exons.
UAUAUCUACUCAUUAUUCACAGCACAGCACAGCACAGCAAUAGACCAUAGUGUUGUGCUCUUCCCUUCUCCUUCUUCUUCUCUUAAACAUUUAUUCAGCUAUGUCGACUAGCACUGAAAAUCUUGAGAUUUUCGUUGGAAAUUUGACUUCUGACACUGAUGUUGAGAAAUUGACCACACUUUUUGGACAGGCUGGGACUGUAGUGCAUGCUGAGUUAAUUACUCUUUGGGAUACAGCCCUCAGGUUUGGAAGUGUAACUAUGAGUACUGUUGAAGAAGUUGAGAAGGCUAUUAAAAAGUUCGAUGUCUAUGGAUUAAAUGGAAAUUAUUUGAGUGUUAGUAAGUACGAUCCAAGAAAAUCACAACCCGAUCUUCCAAAACGUCCACUAGCAUUUGAUUCGGCUUUUAGUCUCUACGUUUGUAACUUGACGCGGGAAACUGACCCUGCUAAGUUGGAGGAAAUUUUCAGCAAAUAUGGUAAGGUUAAGAGUGUUGAGUUUGUCACCGACAGUUACGGUCGAUCACGUGGUUAUGGCUUUGUUACAAUGUCCAGCAAGACUGAAAUGGAUGAUGCCAUUGCUGCUCUUGACCGUAAACUGGAAAUGGGAUCAAGAACAAUGCAUGUUGCUGAGUUACCACGUAACUUGUAAUGAGUGCAAGAGAUGUUUACUUUUAAAGUCAGUGCUGUGUUAUUUUUCAUAAUAAUGGCUGAAGAUACAAUUUUAAUUUUAUGUUUGAAAAUAUUCCUUUUAGGAAGCUGUUUUAGUAAGAGUGAAUUUGUUAUAGAUAUUGUCUUUGCUGAAAUUCAUACUGAACUCAGUCGCUGAAAUUCAUACUGAACUCAGUCACCGCAUUAUUCCUUUUCA